Aethina tumida (small hive beetle) is the source of this 2169-nucleotide messenger RNA. RefSeq names its product polyadenylate-binding protein 4-like. The transcript has a single exon. NCBI's taxonomy places the organism in Eukaryota, Metazoa, Arthropoda, Insecta, Coleoptera, Nitidulidae. The record is from RefSeq and is a predicted model, not a curated record. Gene Ontology annotation, molecular function: poly(A) binding; mRNA 3'-UTR binding; poly(U) RNA binding. Bases 156 to 1952 code for a protein of 598 amino acids. Gene Ontology annotation, cellular component: ribonucleoprotein complex; nucleus; cytosol.
GAAUGUUUUUUCAUGAUCGUAUCCAUGGAUGUAAAAAAACAGUAUCAUUUUGUUUCGUAGCCUAUAUCAAUCCGCCGUGUGUUUGUGUUUUAAGUACUAAAUAGUGAAAAGAAAAAAAAGCCCAUUGCAUAAAGAUUUAUAAUUAAGAUUAAAUAAUGAAUCUACCACAAGGAGUGAUCGUACCAAUGGCGUCUUUGUAUGUUGGAGACUUGGACUUGGAGGUUACUGAAGCAAUGCUGUAUGAGAAGUUCGCCACCGUAGGGCAAGUAUUGUCUCUGAGAGUAUGCCGAGACACCAGAACCAAACAAUCCCUUGGCUAUGGUUAUGUUAACUUCAACCAGGCCAGCGAAGCGGAAAGGGCUCUCGAUACUAUGAAUUUUGAUCUUCUCAAGGGUAAACCCAUUAGAUUAAUGUGGUGCCAGAGAGAUCCCGGACUCAGAAAGUCCGGCGUGGGAAAUUGCUUUAUCAAAAAUCUUGAUAAAAGCAUCGACAAUAAGUCUCUCUAUGAUACAUUUUCCGCAUUCGGAAAUAUAUUGAGCUGCAAAGUAGCCCUUGAUGAAGAUGGUAAUUCCAAGGGUUAUGGCUUCAUUCACUUUGAAAACAACGAAUGCGCCAAUACUGCAAUCAGUAAGGUGAAUGGAAUGUUACUGAACAAAAAGAAGGUAUAUGUUGGAAAAUUUAUUCCGAGAAAUGAAAGGGAGAAAACUACCGGGGAGAAAACUAAGCACUUUACUAACAUAUAUGUAAAGAACUUUAACGAGAAAAUGACGGACCAGCAGUUUCACGCUCUGUUCGCCAAAUUUGGAAGGAUCACCAGCAGUGUGGUGAUGAAAAAUGCUGAUGGCAGAUCCAGAGGUUUCGGAUUCGUCGCCUUCGAGGAUCCCACUGCGGCCGAGACCGCGGUGAACGAAAUGAAUGGGAAAAAAAUCAACGGAGACAUACUCUACGUAGGUAGAGCUCAAAAGAAGAACGAGCGCGUCAAUGAAUUGAAGAAGCGCUACGAACAACUCAGAUUGGAGCGUUACAACCGUUUUCAGGGAGUUAACUUGUACAUAAAAAAUCUAGACGACUCAUUCAAUGACGAUAAACUACGCGUAGAGUUCUCGAAGUACGGUGAGAUCACUUCCGCUAAAGUAAUGAUGGAGAACGGCAGAAGCAAGGGUUUUGGAUUCGUUUGCUUCAACAGCCCCGAACAGGCCACCAAGGCUGUUUCCGAAAUGAACGGCAAAAUCGUUGGUUCCAAGCCGUUGUACGUUGGCUUGGCUCAAAGGAAGGAGGAUCGCAAAGCCUUCUUGAGCACCCAAUACAUGCAGAGAGUCAGACAGCAGAGCAUCAAUUUCCCGCCGUCCACGCCGCCGUUCAUUAUACCGGCGGUGGCCCAGACCGCGCCUAGAUUUUACAACCACAUGAACCCGCUAAACCAUCAUAUCCGUCCCGCACCGCGUUGGCAGGCACCCAACGGGAUUCGUCCGAACGGGACCUACAAUAUGCCGCCGAUGAUAUCGAGCGGCGCCCCGUUCCGUCAGACCAACCGGAAUGCCAUGCCCGUCAACAACGGACGGAACUCGAUGCACGCCAGGGCUAUCACCGGACAAACUCAUGCCGGCCGCCCAAACUGCAAAUAUUCCACCAAUUCUCCGAACCACAUCAUUAGAUCAAUGGCUAUGGCCACGGAUAAUGGAGGCGAUAAUAUCCCUGUCAACGCCACCACUUUGGCCAAUGCUUCGCCGCAAGAUCAGAAGCAGAUUUUGGGUGAGAGACUUUUCCGGGCUGUAGAGAAAUUAUAUCCUGAUAUGGCUGGAAAGAUCACUGGAAUGUUGCUGGAAAUCGAUAUUACAGAAUUGCUUCAUUUGUUGGAAAACAAUGAUUCUCUACAUGCUAGAGUGGAGGAGGCCAUUGCGGUCUUGCAAGCCCAUAAAGCCAAAAAAGGAAUGAUCUCCAUUCAAGAUUAGUAUUAUAAUGUAUUAAGUGUUCAUGUUGUUUUAAAUUGUUUUUAUGUUAUGAUUUAAAGAGUUUUUAGUUUAAUGAAAUGUUUAAGUAUCUUAGUCUGUACAACAUAUUAUAUACAUAAUUUUAGAAAAUUUGAAAAUCAGAAAAAUAUCCAUGUUUUAUAAUACAUGUCAAAUUCCCAGUGUAAUAAAUUAUAAAUAACUAAUUGUUUUAUUUGUC